This is a messenger RNA of Dioscorea cayenensis subsp. rotundata (Guinea yam), 1549 nucleotides long. Its product is annotated as WAT1-related protein At3g02690, chloroplastic. Gene Ontology annotation, cellular component: chloroplast; membrane. The record is from RefSeq and is a predicted model, not a curated record. Lineage: Eukaryota; Viridiplantae; Streptophyta; Magnoliopsida; Dioscoreales; Dioscoreaceae. The coding region runs from base 160 to 1344 and encodes 394 amino acids. The transcript is spliced from 7 exons.
UUCGUUUCCAAUUGCAAAUGCGUGAUCUUGUUUCGUUUCUCACCCGCCGAGCUUUCUCUUCCCUUCGCUGAAGCUCUCCUUCACUAGAUUAAUGGCGGAACUCCACUGAAAAAACCCUAAUUUUUUUGCUUCAAUCCCAAGCACGAUCUCCACCAAACCAUGAUGUCAACUCUCUCCAACUCCCUCUUGUUCCUGCCCCCCAAUUUUCAACGCAUUCCACCAACUCCCCAUGUCUCCAUCGUCAAUUUUCAUUCUAGGGUUAGGUCUAGAUCAAGACAACCCAAAACCCUCGUCUUCUGCAGCACCACCAGCAGCGAAAAGCCUGCUCCUUCCAACCCCACCAUGGGCUCUGAUGUUGAAGCUGUGCCUUCGGAGACUGAUCGGUUCUUGAGCUUGGAGAUUGAGGAAAAGGAGAAUGGUGUGGUUUUGGAUCUUGGGUUGGCCCGGAAGAUGCUUGACUGGGCGCUUCUGGUUUCUCCUUUCUUCUUUUGGGGCACGACGAUGGUGGUUAUGAAGGAGGUGAUGCCUAAAACCGGGCCUUUCUUUGUUUCGGCUGUUCGGUUGAUCCCUGCUGGAGCUCUGCUGAUUGGGUUUGCUGCGAUUAGAGGGAGGAAACUGCCUUCUGGUUUUCUUGCUUGGAUUUCCAUUAUCCUUUUUGGGGUUGUUGAUGCUGCGUGCUUUCAGGGGUUUCUUGCUGAGGGUUUGCAGAGAACAUCAGCUGGUUUGGGAAGUGUCAUCAUUGAUUCACAGCCUUUGACUGUUGCCAUACUUGCAUCAUUGCUAUUUGGUGAGUCAAUUGGUGCAAUUGGGGCAGCUGGACUUGUUCUUGGUGUUAUUGGGCUUAUUCUCCUUGAGGUACCAUCACUUUCUUCUGAAGGAAGCAGCUCCAUAUGGGGCAGUGGGGAAUGGUGGAUGCUUCUUGCGGCCCAAAGCUCAGCAGUGGGAACUGUUAUGAUCCGCUGGGUGUCAAAAUAUUCUGAUCCUGUGAUGGCAACUGGAUGGCAUAUGCUUAUUGGAGGGCUUCCUCUGUUGGCAAUCUCUAUAUUGAAUAAUGACCCUGCUGUGAAAGGGAGUCUUUCAGAGUUUACAUCUGGUGAUGUCCUAGCUCUUCUGUACACCAGUAUAUUUGGAAGUGCUGUCAGUUAUGGUGUAUUCUUCUACAAUGCAACUAGAGGUAGCUUGACAAAACUGAGCUCACUGACAUUUUUAACUCCAAUGUUUGCUUCAAUAUUCGGGUACCUGUACCUGGGAGAAACAUUCUCAAAUUUGCAACUUCUCGGCGCAUUAGUCACCCUCGUUUCUAUUUAUAUGGUCAAUUACCGUGAUACUGUUAAUGAAGAAUGAAAUUAUCAUAAAGCAACCGAUGCAAUUUGUGAUAAGUGGAUUUCAUUUAAGUCAAAGAAAACAAAAUACGAAGGAAAUGGUGAAAUACGAUUGAUCGAUAUCUCUACACUUGCUGACUUGCUGUUACAGCGAAGAAUUUGAAGAAGCUCAGCUGUGAAUAUUAAAACAUCAAAUGGAAGAAGGUUAAUGAUCUAUCUUCCAAAAA